This is a messenger RNA of Rubroshorea leprosula, 1909 nucleotides long. Lineage: Eukaryota; Viridiplantae; Streptophyta; Magnoliopsida; Malvales; Dipterocarpaceae. The record is from the annotation of a GenBank genome assembly.
GCCUUCUUAGCUGUAGCUGCCAAACCUCCAAUUCUUCCCACCUUCUGCUUCUGCAAUCUCACCUCUUCAGUCUUCACUUCGUUAUCUCCGCCAUCUUCCGCCAUGCAAGCUCUUCACCCCACCUCCCUCCGAGCCUCCCCUCUGAACCCACUUCAAAAGCCCACCAAAAAACCCCAACUGAAUCAUCAUUUCGCCAAUGUAUCCAGACGCGCUAAGAAAUUCUCCAUCACUGCUUCGUCCACUAUGGUUUCUGCUCCGAAGCGAGAGAGCGACCCCAAGAAGCGGGUGGUCAUCACGGGGAUGGGGUUGGUGUCUGUAUUUGGGAAUGAUGUCGAUGCUUACUAUGACAAAUUGCUCGCGGGGGAAAGCGGGAUCGGGCCCAUCGACCGGUUCGAUGCGUCCAAGUUUCCUACGCGGUUCGGGGGUCAGAUCCGGGAGUUCUCGUCUGAGGGUUACAUUGAUGGGAAGAAUGAUAGGAGGCUCGAUGAUUGUUUGAGGUACUGCAUUGUUGCAGGGAAGAAGGCGCUGGAGGAUGCUGACCUUGGGGGUGAUAAGCUUUCCAAGAUUGAUAAGCUGCGAGCCGGAGUGCUUGUUGGAACAGGAAUGGGUGGUCUUACAGUUUUUUCUGAUGGUGUUCAAAAUCUCAUAGAGAAGGGUCACAAGAAAAUAACACCAUUCUUUAUUCCUUAUGCAAUAACAAAUAUGGGAUCUGCUUUGCUUGCAAUCGAUCUUGGUUUCAUGGGUCCAAAUUAUUCAAUUUCAACUGCUUGUGCUACAUCAAAUUAUUGCUUCUAUGCUGCUGCAAAUCACAUCCGUCGAGGUGAGGCUGACUUGAUGAUUGCUGGUGGCACUGAAGCUGCAAUUAUUCCAAUUGGGUUGGGGGGUUUUGUUGCUUGUAGAGCUCUGUCUCAAAGAAAUGAUGAUCCACAAACUGCUUCAAGGCCGUGGGACAAAGAUCGAGAUGGCUUUGUCAUGGGUGAAGGUUCUGGAGUAUUGGUAAUGGAGAGCUUGGAACAUGCAAUGAAAAGAGGUGCCCCAAUUAUUGCCGAGUACUUGGGUGGGGCUGUUAAUUGUGAUGCUUAUCAUAUGACUGAUCCAAGAGCUGAUGGACUUGGGGUGUCUUCCUGCAUUGAGAAAAGCCUUGAAGAUGCUGGUGUUUCCCCUGAGGAGGUUAAUUAUAUAAAUGCUCAUGCUACUUCUACUCUUGCUGGUGACCUGGCCGAGAUAAAUGCAAUCAAGAAAGUAUUCAAGAAUACUAAAGAUAUCAAAAUAAAUGCAACCAAGUCUAUGAUAGGGCACUGCCUUGGGGCAGCUGGAGGUUUGGAAGCCAUUGCCACUGUGAAGGCCAUGACAACAGGAUGGCUGCAUCCCAGCAUAAACCAAUUCAACCCUGAGCCUUCAGUUGAAUUUGACACUGUCGCCAACAAAAAGCAGCAGCAUGAGGUUAAUGUUGCUAUUUCAAAUUCUUUUGGAUUUGGUGGACACAACUCAGUUGUUGCAUUUGCUCCCUUCAAGGCCUGAUAAUUCUCAGCAGUCAGUUUGUACGCAUUCGUCAUUAGAGAUACAUCUUACAGGAGAUCCGCCAUUAACAGGCGCAUCAUCAAGACCUUGCUUCCUCGUGUAACUUUUCUUCAACCGCUUCAUAGUUACUUGUUGCCAUUGGCCGUUGUUAGUUGAAUCAUGAAUAAUUAAUUACUGCUACACUCUGAAUGUUAGCUUUUGGCGAACUGUUUCAUCAUUUUGAAUUACUGCUAUACUUGCUCAGACGUGAGAUUUUGUUUUCGUUUGACUUGUUUAGUGAAAUUCAUUGAAGAACGCACAUCAUCUCUUCAAAAUUUUCCUUCGUUACGGUACAGUUAAAACAUUUGUCCCUUUUUUAAAAAAGAAAAAAUAAAUUUUUUUUUUCAAC